Lactuca saligna is the source of this 399-nucleotide messenger RNA. NCBI's taxonomy places the organism in Eukaryota, Viridiplantae, Streptophyta, Magnoliopsida, Asterales, Asteraceae. The record is from the annotation of a GenBank genome assembly.
AUGGAUCCAUGGGGAACAAGUGAUCCUUAUGUGGUUUUGCAAUUGGAUAGUCAAAUUUUGAAAAGCAAUGUUAAAUGGGGGACAAAGGAACCAACUUGGAAUGAAGAUCUCACGUUAUCCAUCAAGCAUCCGCCAACCAUCGAUCUUCAGGCAUUUUGGUAUUUCAAGUUUAAGAUGGUAUCAUCUUUGUUAGUUUUGCUAAUACUUGCAUUAGAGAUUUUGUUGUCUUGGGAUGCUAAUCUUGUUACUCCCCAUAAACGUAUAGGCAAUGGAAUUGUUAGCUUGGAGUCCAUAUGUUAUGGAAAUUCACAUGAGGUGCUAGUUGAAUUGGAGGGAAUGGGAGGUGGUGGAAAUGUACAACUAGAGGUCACAAGAAUUAUCGGAGCAGGGGUUCAUUAG